CCCCAGCCCAAGCCUCCACGCGCCCGGGCGCGUUGGCAGCCAUCCCGGGCCUGCGCUCCUCGACCACCGCAUCACACCUUCCUCUCUCUUCCGCUGAGAUUCGGGCACAUGUUUACUCUUUGCUGCUGCUCGUCUCCCAUGGCAUCGACGUCACAGGUAUCUUGUAGGUCUGACUCGUUCUCUGGAUUCAUUUCCUCUCCCUUGGCGCUGUGGAGUAAGUAGCUGGCGGGUACAUUGCCUGGCGCUGUCGAGUUCCAGGAUGAGCCAUGAGGCAGUUGUCUUUCCGCCCAUCGCCGACCAUGAAAAGCCCGACCUUGACCUCGCGCUGUUCCGAGUGAACAAGCAGAUUUCGGCCGAGGCUACCCACUACUUUUACAGCACGAACACAUUCAUCCUGAUGGAUAGUUGCGAGCAGUUACCCGGCAACCGCAAGAAACAGGAGACGUGGGAGCACUCAAUGAAGACAUGCCCCUGGCCGAACCACAGGCUCGACAAGAUAAACACGACCAACGCGCGCUCCCUCCGCAACAUCCAUCUCCACAUUCACACCGAGUACUUCGACGGCUCGCUCAAGCUCGGCGACUUCAUCUGCAUCCUCGGCCGCUCGGCGCCGUACCUGACCCGCCUGGCCAUCGUCCCGGAAGCGCACCGAAAAUGCGACGCCUCCUGCCGCGCCCUGCACCCGUACGCACGCAGCAGGCACCACAACUGGGUGGUGCCGCUCAGCGAGGACGCGGUGCGCCAUCUACUGGUGAAGCUCCGGCGCUCCAUGACGUAUCGCCGGCCCGGGGGGUACAGGGGGUUGAAGGUCUUGCAGAUCGGCGGGGCCCAGGGGAGAGAGCACAUGGACAGGAUCUCUACCUUUGGACCGAUUCUCAGUGCCGGGACCCGGGUGCAAGGCAUUGAAGGGAGCGUGGCGUGGAGAGGAUCGUUUGGGCUGAUGGGGAUGUUGUGGGAGGACAUGGAUGCGCAGACGAGGUGGUAUGAUGCCCUUCCUGGCAAGAUUGGGGUUGUGACCCAAACGAAAGGCUGA
This is a messenger RNA of Parathielavia appendiculata, 1033 nucleotides long. RefSeq lists its product as uncharacterized. NCBI's taxonomy places the organism in Eukaryota, Fungi, Ascomycota, Sordariomycetes, Sordariales, Chaetomiaceae. The transcript is spliced from 3 exons. The record is from RefSeq and is a predicted model, not a curated record. Bases 260 to 1033 code for a protein of 257 amino acids.